Molecule: messenger RNA, 619 nt
Organism: Somion occarium
Lineage: Eukaryota; Fungi; Basidiomycota; Agaricomycetes; Polyporales; Cerrenaceae
Source: the annotation of a GenBank genome assembly
UCGCGAAGGUCAUCCUCUAGCAGCUUGCCACCUUCCAGAGAUGCAUGCUUCGCCAUCGAGUAUAAGUGCUGAUCAUUAAUUAGUGUCAUUUUUAGAGAUUGGAGGCUGCCAAACCUUACUUUGGACCAAAUGUAUAAGAUUUCGGAGGUUGUCAGGGCAUGCCCAACGUUUGACACUGUCACUUUAGUUUGACAAUGUAUCAACACGGGGGUGGCACAGCGAAUGGUGGAGAUUGCGAUAUUCACACGUAUAAGAUGGCUGAAAAUAUUAGGUGGUCAACUGCAUUUAUAUACAUCAAUAGCUCACUGGCAUCGGUCCUCAUUUCCCACUUUAUCUUGGAUUUGCGCUCAGUCUACCGCUCCAAUGCAAAUAGCGAUGCCCCAGAGCAUUCAGUCUCAAGUGUGCGCUUUGCCUCCGCUGUGGUUGCAAAUCUAGGAGCAUCGCUGGAUGCUUCCUGGGUUACAGGGCGUAGUGAAAAUUGCGACGAUGCAGAUGAGGAACCUACACAAUUCUCCAAUAAUCCUCUUGGUGUUGGAUUACUGGAUCUUGAGAAGUCUGAAAAUGACGCCAGCACACCAUUGGAAGAUGCGAGGUGAGUAAUAUCGUCACUCAGUUUAAG